This is a messenger RNA of Plectropomus leopardus (leopard coralgrouper), 4332 nucleotides long. Lineage: Eukaryota; Metazoa; Chordata; Actinopteri; Perciformes; Serranidae. The record is from RefSeq and is a predicted model, not a curated record.
UCAAUGGGCAAACACUGUGUCCUGAUGUGCUAGUGCAUGCUGUUGCUCUGGCAAGUUUUUGCAACACCACGGGAUUCUUUAAGUUUUGGUUUCUUUUAGCCGCCACAGGUUCUGCUUGUCCUUUUUUACCAUCUCUUGAGUUUUCCCCAUCACUGAGUGUCUCAGAGGACGAGCAGAUUGUGGAGAAGAUCCAAGAUUUUUGUAACUUUUCUGCCGGCUACAUCCUUUUCAAACACAUCUCUCGUCUUGUAUACCCUCCUCUGUCUGUCCUAGCUUUGUGCUUUUAUUCCUUUUUACUCAUCAGACUUUUACACAUUUCAGUCCUAUCCCACAUACACACACACACCUCCCCUCAUUCUGGCCUCAUUCUCUUUAUUUAGCCCUGCCCUCCUCUUUCCCGUCUCCUUUACCUGUCCGGGAAGGACAAUACUGUUUUCUGUCAAAUUUGUCCCUACACUUCCACUGCACCAUUCCAUCGCUCUCCUAACCCCUCUGUUCCCCUAAUGGGCGCCAUAUCAGGCAACAGUGCCACAUUCCCUUCAGCGUCACUGAGAACCUCUCUCCACCCCUAACCGCCUCGCCAACACCAACAUCAACAUCAACACGACCCGAUGGAGACAAAAGAUAUGAUGCUGACAAGCAUGUUGACAAUGGACAAAGGGGAGAAUGAGGGAGAGAGGGAGAAAGGAAAAGAGGAGGUGGGGAGAGAAGAGGAGGGGACGCAGCAGGAAAAUGGCAAACUGAUGUUGGCUGAUGGUCUCGCAGAGAAAGGACCCAAGAGCCUGACCUAUGGCUCUGGACAACAGGUGUCCAAUGGCUUCCCCACAUCCACUCCUCAAAGUCCCAGGGAGGGGCCCGGGAGCGCGGCUUGCUCCGGAGGUACAGCCUCCGGGCCUGGAGGAAGCAGCGGGUCCUCUGUGCCGCUGGGGGGCCUCAGGACUCUGGUGGUCCAACAAACCAGCUUGGAGAGGCCCAGAGAAACUUGGAGCAAGAAGAUGGACUUCUUGCUCUCUGUGAUCGGCUACGCUGUGGACCUGGGAAAUGUCUGGCGCUUCCCUUACAUCUGCUACCAAAAUGGAGGAGGUGCCUUUUUGCUGCCCUACCUGUUGAUGGCGGUGUUUGGAGGCGUCCCUCUCUUCUACAUGGAGCUGGCCCUCGGCCAGUUCCACCGCAGCGGCUGCAUCUCCAUCUGGAAACACAUCUGCCCCAUCUUCAAAGGGAUUGGCUUUGCCAUCUGCAUCAUAGCCCUCUACAUUGCCUUUUACUACAACACCAUCAUGGCCUGGGCUUUGUACUAUCUACUAUCAUCAUUUCGGCAAACCCUGCCCUGGACCACUUGCACUAACAGCUGGAACACAGCCAACUGUAACCGUUACAUGUCCACCGACCACAAUGUGUCAUGGUCCAACUCCUCCACCUCCCCUGCCGAGGAGUUCUAUACUCGCCAGGUGUUGCAGGUCCACCUCUCCCCUGGCCUGCACCAGCUGGGCUCUGUCAGCUGGCAGCUGGCCCUCUGCCUGCUCUUCAUCUUCACCAUCGUCUACUUCAGCAUCUGGAAAGGAGUCAAGACGUCUGGAAAGGUAGUUUGGGUGACUGCUACCUUUCCCUACCUGGUCCUCCUGGUGUUGCUCGUCCGUGGGGCCACUCUGCCAGGGGCCUGGAGAGGCGUGGUCUUCUAUCUCAAACCCGACUGGGAGAAACUACUUAGCACUACAGUGUGGAUUGAUGCAGCAGCUCAGAUCUUCUUCUCACUUGGUCCGGGCUUUGGAGUGCUCCUUGCCUUUGCCAGCUACAACCCGUUUCACAACAACUGCUACAAAUGUUCUCUCUUACUCUGUCCUCCACCUACCCCAAACCUCUCCUUUCUGCAUCUCAGAGAUGCUUUGGUCACCAGCUCUGUGAACUGUCUGACGAGCUUUCUGUCUGGCUUUGUCAUCUUUACUGUGCUGGGCUACAUGGCUGAGAUGAGGCAGCAGGAUGUGGAUGCUGUAGCCAAGGAUGCUGGUCCCAGUCUGCUGUUCAUCAUUUAUGCAGAAGCCAUAGCAAACAUGCCUGCUGCUACUUUCUUUGCCAUCAUCUUCUUCCUCAUGAUCAUUAUGUUGGGUCUGGACAGCACGUUUGCAGGGUUGGAGGGAGUGAUCACAGCUAUGCUAGACGAGUUUCCCCACGUUCUGGCUAAGAGGCGAGAGUGGUUCGUCUUUGGCCUGGUGUGCGUCUGCUACCUCGGGGCUCUCUCCACACUCACAUAUGGAGGAGCGUUUGUUGUGAAGCUGUUUGAGGAGUACGCUACAGGCCCCGCAGUCAUCACUGUGGUCCUGCUUGAAGUCAUCGCUGUUUCCUGGUUCUACGGUACCAACCGUUUUUGUAAUGACAUUCAGCUAAUGCUUGGUUUCUACCCGGGUUGGUUCUGGAGAGUGUGCUGGGUGGCCAUCUGCCCCUGCUUUCUACUGUUUAUCAUCAUCAGUUUCCUGGCCUUCCCUCCAGAGGUUAGGUUGUUCAACUACCACUACCCACCAUGGACCACUGUCUUAGGCUACUGCAUCGGGGUGUCUUCAUUUAUCUGUGUGCCUGCUUAUAUGGUCUACUACUUGCUCAAUGCCAAGGGGACAUUCAAACAGCGUCUGUUAAAGAGUGUCACUCCAGAGCCUAGUGGCGACCAACACAGAGACUACAUUGUCACCAACGCAGUCUGACUAAACCCUGACCAAAAGAAAGUGCCACUCUAGCUAUAUAGAGCACCAUCUUCUGGACUAACUGCACAACCACAGGACAAGGGGGCUACCUUUCACCGCCUAUGCCUCUUCUUUCAUACAUCACCUACAUUUGUCUUUAGCUGUCUCACUCAGAGAUCUAGAAGUGGUGGAUUUAGGUGGAGCCAGGCUGCAGUGGCUUUGUUUAGCUUUGAUUUGUUUGGUUCCUUAUGCUAGUUCAGUUUUGAAGGAGUUCUCUGGUGUUGCAAACCCGUAUCUUCAGCAUCGACAUCCUCUCUCAAAUACGGCCACUCACAAGUUUCACCUAAGUCAUUAAGUGACGACCCUACCUUCAGGUUAUACAGUUGUAACAAAUUUUUUAUACAAUUAUAGAAAGUAUGAUGAAGGCCAGAUAGUUACAUUUAUGUCCUCUCAGUCUUUAUGGUUGCAUUUUGUUAUUAUGCUGUUAAGUUAUGCAUUAUAAUAUGUAGCAAAAUUCAGGUAUCUGUUACUGAAGCCAAAUAUAUGAUAUCUGUUCUCAUAUUUCGAAAGAUGUUUCAAUAUUGUAGCUGUCAUUAUGUUGUGUUCACUGUCAGCCUGUGUUUAUUCAGUGGCAUCUUGGACGAACGACGGAUUUGCAACAAGUUCCCUACACUGUGAAGCACUGUCUGGUAGUGACAUGAGUGUGUGUGCGUGUGUGCAAGAGUGCAUGUAAGUGCUUGCUUGUCUGUGUGUAUGUGUGUGUGAAAAAAAAAGACUGUUAUAAUGACUAGUGGAAAAAAUGGAUCACAGACGGAACUAACCAAGUGUAUUCAUCCUAUAACUGCAAUAUAAAAUGUGUAUUUAUUUUCUAAUGUAACAUUGCUGUCAUUUUGACCUCCCACACUUCAGUAUGAUGAACAUUACAUGUGACAUUUCAUGACAUAGUGCUGAUGGUCCUUGUUUAAUCACAGUGACAUCCUGCAUUCUGUUGUCAUACCGCGUAACUGUCAGUAAUAGAAACCAAAUAUGGAUCAGAGCUAAUAACAUUAUCAAUUGCAUAGUCUGAAAAUCAGUGUUACUGCUCUUUACUUUCUACCAAAAGAAAAAAAAAGUGCGUCUGUGCGUGUAUGCACAUGUGCCUGAAUGUGUGUUUCUGAGAGUGUAUGCUGGAGCAAGACUUAAAUAUGGGCAAGUACUGUACAUUUACAUGUGUAUUUACUAUUCAGUCUGGUGGUGGUGUAAUCUAUCUUGUGAACCUGUCUCCUCUUUUCAUGGAUGUGUGAAUGUGUGUCUGCACCUUGAUUAGUGUGCUGGUACACAUAUGGGUGGUUGUGCAAAAAGGAUUAGAGGUGUUCAGCCCAUUUAUGUGUGCAUGCUUUAAUGUGUGUGUGUGAGUGUAGUGUACUUCAAAUGUGGGUGUGUGUGUCUGUGUGUGUGUGUGUGUGUGCGCGUGCGUGUGUUUGUAAUGUGAUCUGUUGUCUUAACAGCCAAAAUAUCUUAUGAAGGAUGUAACCUCCCUCUUGCCUCUCUCUCUCGUACCUCUCAAGCUUAUGUAAGAUCUGUGUAUGUCAAUAAAAGACUGUAUUAAGAAAUACACCUGUAUAGAAUAAAGAUAUAUAAAUAUAUGGGAAAUAACACAUAAUAAAGAUAUAUGGAAAAA